CUCUUCGCUUUUUACGAGCUCUGUUUUCCUUAGCUUUAGCUUCUUCGGCUAACUGUUGUCAGCUGUAACCUAGCAGCAGCCGGAGCAUCACUCCGUGGAAGUGUCGGGAUGGAUGUUCACAGUCGAAGUGUUUUUCUAUCUGUAGCCUAAGUCCUCCGUCCGUUGUGUUUACCUUAUCUCACAGAGCUAGCAUACAUCAUACUGGGCGAUUGGCUGUAACGUCUCAAUGUUAUUGAGGUUGUUAAUGGGAACGAGUGGAGUUGCUGUAUCGCUGAAUCUCUCGUGACGUGAUCCGGAAUAAUGUGUUUUACAUUGAGCGUCGUCACACAUGUAUGUUGAGUCUCAUCUCCCAGACACAGACGGUCUAUGUUCCCUCACUGCACUGGCCUAGCUAACCAGCUAACAGUGACAUCUUAGUUAGCACCGAGGUGUCUGCUCAGUUGUUGGUUAAGUCGCUACAAACACGUUAUUACCAAGAUGUCAGCUGCUCUUGAGUGGGACAAGGUGACGGGGAUUGACCCGGCGACCCUCCUCGACUGUGGUAAAGACCAAGUGGACGAGGUCUUCGACAUGUUCGUUAUGACAGAAGACUGGCAGCUGAAGAAUAAAACUCCUGAGAACAUUCUUCAUCUCCUUCAAACGUUUCAGGCCAUACUCAAGAUGAAGAAUGGGGAACUUGCCGUUUCUGUCAAAUUCCUUGAAGACGCCGGGGUAGACCAUGCUAAAACUGUAAAUGAACUCCAUGCCAAGGUGUUGAGACUGGAAAAAGAACGCAAGCACACCGGCACCGGGCCAGACACCCGCUUUCUGAGAGAUGAGAUUCGGCAGCUUGAGACCCAGCUUGCACAAAAGGAGAACGACUUGAUCCAUUUGAAUAAAGAAAUGGUCAAAGAGAAGAAAACCAGCGAGGAGUUGCUCGUGCGAGCAGAGGAGGCUGAGGAUGAGGUCAGGAAGCUGAAAAGAGAGAUAAAAAGGCUUAAGAAGAAGAACGAUCAGCUCCACCAGGAUGUGGACUUCUAUCGUGGGGAGCUGGAGCAGAAAGAGCCUGUCCCUUCCAGAGAUGAGAGUGCUGAGACUCAGAGAAAGCUCACCUCUGCCAAUCGCCAGCUCUACCAGUGCUUAGAAGACCUUCAGCGAGUAGAGGAUGAAAACUUGUAUCUGAAGACACAGAACGAGCAGAUGCAGAAAAGCCUGGAAGAGUCGGUGAGGGAGAUGGAGACGAUGACAGACGAGUACAACAAGAUGAAGAUUGUUGUGCAGCAGACUGACUCCACCGUUGACCAGCUCAGGAAAGAGAGGGAUCAUGCAAAGCUUCAAGUCAGGGAGUUAACAGAUAAGAUCCAUGCCAUGACUCAAGAGGAUGACCCAAUUAUGGCUGCAGUUAAUGCCAAAGUGGAAGAGUGGAAGAGGGUGCUUUCUGGGAAGGAUGAUGAAAUUCUCAUGUACCAGCAGAUGAUCCGAGAUCUCAGGGAAAAGCUGCGUUCAGCCCAACUGGACUUGGACAAAAGCAACAUUAUAGCCCUGCAGCAGGCUGUUCAAGAGCGAGAUAACCAAAUCAAGAUGCUGAGUGAGCAGGUGGAGCAGUACACAGGGGACAUGGAGAAGCACACCCUCCUCAUUGAAGAGCUGAAGACGUCCACAAAGAGAGACAGAGGCUUACCCUCAACCACACAGCAGAGGAAGUUGGAAGAGCUAAAGUCUAAGCUUGAAGCAGCAGACACCAGAGCAGUGGAAGCAGAGCUGGCCGUAAAGCUGGCAGAAGAUCAUGCUGAGGAAAAAGACAAAGCACUCAUUGAGGCCACAAACCGCUUGAGCCAGUAUGAGUCUGGCACUUAUGGCCUGGAGUCUGCCAUUGCGGAGAUCAAAGAGUGUAAGAAUCAAAUUAGAGUGAGAGAUUGUGAUGCAGAGGCCAUGACCAAAGAGAUCAACCAGCUUGAAAUGAGAAUCAAUGACCUCAUUGAUGAAAAUGAGGACCUCAGAGAAAGACUCGGUCUGGGACCAAUGCAGGAAGUGGAUCUGACAGAAUUCAGGCGAGCCAAAGAUAUCAGGCAACGUCAGUACAAAGUGGAAAACCAAGUCCUAACCAAAGAGAUUGAACGACUUGAAGAGGAAAGACUGGAACUAAAGAAACAAAUUAGAUGCAUGGUGAAGGAAGGAGGGAUCACACUGUCAAAGUCACUUCUGGAGGAAGACAUCAGGCCCAGCAGAACUGCACCGCAAAGCAGCUCCCACACAGAUGAAGAGAUCAGACGGAAGAAUGAGUACCUAGAAAAAGAACUGAGCAAAAAGGAGCGAGAGCUGGGACUCAACAAGUCUCAGUUUCAAGUCAAAUUGGAAGAACUGUCAAAAGUGAAACAAGAUCUGGAGGCUGUGCUGAAAGACGUCCUCCAAGCCAUGAGGAUUAAUCAAGAGGAAGCUCCAUCAGAUGGUGCCAUCGAUAUUGCCAAUCUGAAAAGGUUGGCUAAUGCAAUAGAUGUCAACAUGAGUGGGCAGUCUGAAUCAGCCCUGCACCUCAAGCCCCAAAUACAUCAGCUCUUAGGGAGAAAUGAAGAACUGAGGCAGGAACUGAAAUUGGCCCGGCAGGAGGCAACAAGCAGCUUUGGUCAGCUUGCCAGUUCAAAAGAAAAGGUGAAACAACUAGAAGGUGAAUUGGAGCUGCUUAGGAAGUCAGGAUGCAGUGGAGUAGUUCUCCGACCUCUGACCCUCCCUGAGGGCCUGGGGCCCAGUAGCACUGAGGUCAUCAGUUCCUUAAAUGAGUAUGUUGUUCGACUUCUUCAGGAGCUCAAAAACAAGGAGGAACAAAGCAAGAAACUUGGAGCAACAUUGGAGGAAUACAAAGAGAAGUUUGCUGUUAUCAGCCACCAACAGGGACUCCUCUAUAAAGAAUACCUGAGUGAAAAGGCUGAGUGGCAGAAGGAGAAACAGACAUUUGAAGAUGUGAAAGACAAACUAGAGGAACAGAAACAGGUGGAGGCUGUUAAAAUCCAAGAGUUCAACGAGCUGUUAGACACGCUUCAAAAGGAUCCAGAGGAAGUCCGGAGACAGUUGAGCGAAGCGUUGCGAAAGUUGACAUUGCUGAAGGUGAAUGAGAAGAAACUGACUCGGCGCUACACCACCCUGCUGGAGCAGGAACAGCACAUCCGUAAGGAGAACAACAAGCUACGGGACGACAGCAUCCACAUGCAGGUUUCUGUCACUCAGAGGAUAGGCUACCUGCAGAGAUACAAGGAAAUGGCUGCAUAUCAGAUAGCAGCACUGCAGAAGGCCUUGGAUGAUAGCGUGCCCUCAUCAGACCUGGAGAAGGCUAACAAACAGUACACAGAGCUCACAGUCAAGUACAGAGACAUGCUGCAGAGGGACAGCUGCCUCAUACAGAGAACCACCAAUCUCGAACAUUUGGAGAGUGAGAAUGAGUCUCUGCGGGAGCAAAUCUCUUCCAUGAAUAAAGAGCUGGAGAUCACAAAGGAGAAAAUGAAUACGUUAGAGCAAGCAUGGGAGAACAUCAGUUCAACUGGAGGUGAAAAUGUUAUGGAUAAGGCAAACAAGGCAUUGGCCAACAAUGAAAUGGUAUCUGCUGCCAGACGAAUCACCACUCUUGAAAUGAAGGAGCUGAACGAGAGGCAGAGAGCGGAGCAUGCCCACAAAAUGUAUGAACACGUGAGGAGUUCCCUCAGACAAGUAGAAGAGCGCAACGUAGAGCUGGAGUCCAAGUUUGCAGAGUUGACCCGCAUGAACGUAGACGCCCAAAGGAACGAGCGGGAACUGAGAGAUAAGCUGGCAGACAGCAUCAGUAAAGCUGUGAGCAAUGCUGAUAGAGCCCGAAUCACAGAGUUGGAGAAGGCCGGGGCUGAGCUCCGCAUCGAGGUUUCUAAGCUUCAAGAGGUGUCUGAUGUGGCUGUGAUGCAGGCGUCUGCUCUACAAGCCAGACAACAGUCCAAUCAAAGGGAGGUAGAAGUUCUGAGGAGACAAAUAAUGGACUACCAGUCACAGUCAGAUGAGAAAGCCCUCAUUGCAAAGCUUCACCAGCACAUUGUGGCUCUGCAGCUGAGUGAGUCAGCUGCCUUUGCCAAACUGGAGGCUACCACCUCUCACAUUCACAAGUUGGAGGCCUACAAGCUGCGUGCUGAACAGCGGCUGGAUGCCAGUGAGCGCACUCUGUUCCUCGCCCGCCAGGAGGGCAGAAAUCGCUCCAAGCACCUGCGACAGACCAUCCAAUCACUACGGAGGCAGUUUGCCGGAGCGCUGCCGCUCCCCCAGCAGGAAAAGUUCUCUGUGACCAUGAUGAACCUCCAAGAGGACAGAGCGAAAGCCCAGGAGGAAAAGAGGAAGGCGGAGAAGGAGAGGAGAAGAGCAGAGGGCAGGGCUGAGGAGCUGGAACUGAGGAUGCGAGGGCUGGAGGAGCUCAUCUCAACACUGAAGGAUGUGAAAGGAGCCCAGAAGAUAACUGAAUGGCACAAGAAGAUGGAAGAAGCUCGUCUACAGGAGCUGCGCAAAGGUAGAGAACUGAUGGUCCAGAAGGAGGAGAUAAGGUACCUGAAGAACCUUGUGGAGCAGCAGGAGCGAACAGUCCGGUCUCUGGAAGAGGAUAUUGUGCAGCAAAACACGCUUCAAGAAGAACAGCAGCUCACAUGGGAUCAGCGAGAAGUGGAGCUGGAGCGCCAAGUGGAUCAGUUUGAGAAACACCAAGAUGAAAUUGUGAGCAGUGUGAAAAAGUUUGAUGAAGGUACCGGCUCCCUACCAGAUCCCAGUCUACCUCUUGCUCAUCAGUUAGAGUUUGCUCUGGGUAAAAUCAGAGAGCAUGUCCGCACCAUCUUGGACACACAGGCCACCUGCAAAAGUUUGGAUGAGAAGUUGAAAGAGAAAGCAGCGGCUCUGUGGAAGGCAGAACAGAACAUUAUGUCCAGGGAUAAAGUCAUCAAUGAGUUGCGUCUUCGGCUCCCAGCUGCUGCCAACAGAGAACGCCUGCUUGCUGACCUCGCCAAGCAUGAGGAGGGCCAGUCGGACUGUCAGCCUGCCCUCAAGCUGGCUCAGCAGGCCAUCAAAGACCUCCAGGGUCGACUUGACAAGAAGGAGGAUGUAUUAAAGAAAUACCAGAACCAGAUGGCUCAAGCCAGAGAGGAUCAAGAGGAGAUGAUAAAGAGACAUCAGGAAGAGCUCAGGAUGCUGCAUCAGAAGCUUGACUUGCACUCUGACACAUCAUUGGACCGCUUCAAACAGACAGCAAUGGAGUUAAUGAAGAAGCCCACAAUAAAGGUGCCGACCUCCAAGCAUCUGGAGCGCCUGGCUGAGCUUGAGCAGACCGUGGCUGAGCAGGACCUCUCACUGUCGUCUGCUACAGAAAAGCUGAAGCUGACCACUGAUGAGCUACAGCGACAGAGGGCCGCCAUGGAAGCACAGGCUAUGAAAAAUGCUGAUGAGAUGUCAAAGAUGAAAGAGCAUCAUGCUGCCCAGGUGAAGUGUCUGACUGCUGAGACUGAGGAUCAGAGAAACCAAAUGGCCCAGAAGGAAAAGGAGAUGAACUACAUCCAAACUGAGCUGGACGCCCAGAGGGAGGCCAACAUCCGCUCCCCCAGUAACACCAUGAAAAACCUGGUUGAACGACUUAAAGCUCAGCUUGCUCAGAAAGAGAAACAGCUUAAGGCUCUUAGUAAAGCUCUGUUGGAGCUGCGGGCAGAGAUGACGUCUGCUGCAGAGCAUCAGGUCAUAGCUAGUGCUGCACAAAAGGAAGAGAGCCUCAAUGUGCAGAUGCUGAUUGACAGGCACACCAAAGACCUGAAGGUGCGGGUGCAAGAACUCAAUGAAGAGCUUCAAGCUGCAAAGGACUUCGCCAAGGCAGUGAGAGGUCGGGAGAACACCCUGAAAGAGGAAGUGGACUGCUUGAACCAGGAGCUCCAGAGGAGUCAUAAAACCCAGAGACGUCUCCAGGCUGAGAGGGAGGAGAGGGAUCAGGAAAUUCAGGAGCUCAAGCAACAAACAAAGAGGCUCAGCAGCGCUCUGCAGAAUCAACCAGAACCAGAUGGGAAGGGGCCAACAAUCGAGAAUCUGCAGAAGAAGAUCAGGAGGCUGGAGUCUGACUUGGACAAAAGGGCAGAAAUGAAAGAUGUCAAAGAUGAUCAAAGAAAGACUAAAGAAGAGAUUGUGCGGUGGGAGGAGGGUAAGAAAUGGCAGGCUAAGAUGGACAAACUGAAGAAUUCAGUGAAGGAGAAGGAGCGUGAGAACGAGUCCAUGUCGAAACAGCUCAUCACUCUGAAAGACCUCUAUGGCAGACUGGAGCAAGAGAAGGGUGCACUGCAGAAAAAGCUCAAGGCUCGAGGUGUGACUGCUGACCAGGUAGUGGGUGUGAGAGCCACUGAAAUGGAGAAGGAACUAGAGGAGCUGAAGAAGAAGAACUCAGACCUGGAGACGCAGAUCCUCACGAUAAAACAACACCAGGCUUUACCUCGUGAUGACGCCAUGGAGAAUCUGGUGCUGAAGAACCGCUAUCUAGAGGACAGAAUCCACAUUUUAGAGAGUCAGAUGUCCAAAGAUCCUCCGUCAAGACCCUCUACUUCAGGUCGAGGCACUGGCACACCCUCACAGAGAGAUCAAGACCUCCAAAAAGAAAACCUCAAGCUUGCCUCAGACAACCUGGAGCUACGAUUUCAGCUGGAGCAGAGCAAUAAAGACUUACCAAGACUCAAGAACCAAGUUGCAGACCUAAAGGAGAUGUGCAGUGCAUUGAAAAAGGAAAAGGCAGAUGUGAAGAAAAAACUGUCCCAUAUAAGUGGAACUGGCCACAGUGGUAAAACAGUACCUGAACUAGAGAAAACCAUUGGGUUGAUGAAGAAGGUGGUGGAGAGGGUGCAGAGGGAAAAUGAGACGCUGAAGAAGUCCAGUGCCACCGCAAGUCAAGACAAGGUCGCUGCCUUGGAGCAAGAAAACCAAAAACUAAAGGCUGAAUAUGAGACACUCAAGAGCCAAAGUGAAGCUGAGCUGAGUUCAAAACUUGAAUCUAAGACCAAAGGACUGGAGAAAAUAGUGAUUGAAAACGAACGUCUACGCAAGGAGAUCAAGAGGGAAAUGGAGGCCGGAGAGAGGCUGAGAGUCACUAAAACGAGUCUGGAGGUAAACAACGAGAAGCUCGAGGCUGAGCUGGAGGAAACUAAACAACGGCUUCGUGCAGCUCUGUCCAAACCUAUCACAGAGGGAGCAGACGCAAAGACCUGGAAGGCUUCUGUGGUAACAAGAAUGUUUGAGAACAAGAUGAAGGAACUGGAGAGGGAGCUCUCCAAGAAGACCUUCAGUCUGUGCGAACUCAAACAGCAGCUGAAGGAGGCGAACGAGCGCGAGGAAAGUGCACAGACCAGCAUCCGACAUCUUGAAGAUCAGGUUGACAUGUUUAAAAUCUGCCCCACUGCUGCAAAGACUGAUGCUGGACUCACCAAGGAGUUCCAGGCAAUGAGGUUGGUCAACGCUGAGCUGCGGCAGGAGAACACAGAUCUGAAGCAAAGCCUCAGUGAGCACAGUGACCAAUAUGGUGAGACUUCAUCUAAACCAGAUGUUGGGAAGCUCAGAGGUCGUCUGCAGGCUGCUGAGAUGGAGAGAACAAAACUUCAAGCAGAGGUCAACAAGCUGCAGAAAGAACUGGAGAACUUUGACCCGACGUUCUUUGAGGAGAUCGAGGACUUGAAAUAUAACUACAAUGUGGAGGUGAAGAAGAACAUUCUGCUGGAGGAACAGCUGAGGAAGGUGUGCGACCAGUUUGGUGUAAAAGCGGAAAUUCCCAGGGUGUCCAUCAGUUGACUCAGAGUUACUGAGCCUUGAAGUGGACUUAACACUGUUAACACUGCACCUGCACAAACCUUUAUGGAUUAAACAUUCAACUUUCAGUUUAUCUUUAUCUUUACUGCUCAUUUUCAGUUUGGAUCUCUGCUGAACCUUAAAGGGAUAGUUCACCAAAAAAAAUGACUCACCACUAUGCCGAUUGAGGGGUGGGUGAAGUGUUUGAGUCCGCAAAACACUGUAGUGAAGCAGCCAAAGUGACCAUUUCUUCUGACGUAAUAAAACAACAGAAACCACAGGAGCAGUAUGGAGGCAUGUUGUGUCUUUGUUUUAUUACGUUGGAAGAAUUGGUCACCAUUGACUUUAACUGUAUUGGAAUCGGCUGAUACCCCUGAGACUCCAGAAGUGUUUUGUGGACUAAAAACACUUCACCCACCCCGUCAUCGGCAUAGUGGUGAGUAGAUAAUGAGAGAAUUUUCAUUUUUCUGUGAACUAUCCCUUUAAUAUAGUCCUCAGUAAAAAUGUGUUUGAAUAAUUGAGUAGAAACCAAAAUGCUGAUCAGAUCUUGUUUACUCUUCAUUUAAAUUAAACUGCUUUUAGACUACUGAAACAGAUCAUCAUUUUCAUAGCAAGUUUGUUAUUGGUAAUGCGUUAGACUGAAAACGUCAAGACAUCGAGCCCCAACCGUCUUUUAAGAUCACAGAAAGUUAGUACCAGAGAUAUUCUACAUUGAUAAAGUAGCACUGUGCACUCAGCAUGUUUUUCAGGUUAUGGUUUUGAAUGUUAGUCAGACGAUGAGUAUUAGGGCCUUAUGAGGGGAAACAAUUCUGAGAUUCGAGAAUCAAGUCACAAUUGAGAAGAAAGCUGUGAUAAAGACUUCAUUUAACUAAAAAGUCAUGUUAUGAGAAUGAAGAAAAAAAUAAACCCAAUUCUUGAGAAAUAAGCAGCAGCAGCAGCAGAGAACCCAUGCUCGUGUGCUGUUCUUCAGACAUUUCCCCUCUGACAGGACACGUAGACUCCGAUUAUGACUUUAUUCUCCUACAUUUAAGCCUGUUUUCUAGCAAUUUUAUUUUUUAAUUUUUGAUUAAGUAGCCCUUAUACUCUGUCGUGUAAAUUUCACCUUUUCGGAUACUUGUUAAGUUUGGCUUUUUAAUGUGGAGUAGCUCCCUCACCCUCUUCCAUAAGGCAGCUUUCUGUUAAUAUAUAAGUUCUCUAGCUGGUGUAGUAGCGUAUUUAUAAAAUUUUUAUAUGUACAGUUCUGACAUAUUGAACUUCAAUGAAAAUGUCCUUUGUGAAUAAAGCAGUUUUGAUACUUUGA
This is a messenger RNA of Paralichthys olivaceus (Japanese flounder), 9079 nucleotides long. RefSeq names its product centrosomal protein 290 (gene cep290). The record is from RefSeq and is a predicted model, not a curated record. Gene Ontology annotation, cellular component: centriolar satellite; ciliary transition zone. Lineage: Eukaryota; Metazoa; Chordata; Actinopteri; Pleuronectiformes; Paralichthyidae. Gene Ontology annotation, biological process: camera-type eye development; kidney development; non-motile cilium assembly.